This is a messenger RNA of Linum tenue, 2831 nucleotides long. The record is from the annotation of a GenBank genome assembly. Lineage: Eukaryota; Viridiplantae; Streptophyta; Magnoliopsida; Malpighiales; Linaceae.
GCAGUGAGGUCAGCCAAAAUCUGUAGAAGCGAAACGGAAAUACAAAGUUCCGCCCCAAAAUUAGCAAGUUGCCGCUUUCAUGGAUUCCUUCAAGAACGCAGAACGGGGGAAAACUCUGUUCAAGGGACGCAAAGGCGAGAUUCAGUUCAAAAUUCUCUUCCCCAGCAAGCCAUUUAUCGAGGAGCAAUUUUCAGGGCUAGAACAGGAAAAGAGACAAUGCUUCGCUCUGUAGCUAAUAUGGUACUAAAACUAGGCCGCAAGAAAGAAUGUCGUUCAGAAGAGCGCCAGUCAGAAUGCAGAAACCGGCCAAGGGUGGCCGCCUGAUGUACUCGAGCUCCGAUGAUGUUGCGGUGAUGAAGCAGCUUGAAGCUGCUCAUGCUCCAGAUGGGCAGGAGAUCGAUGUCAAACCUAUACUCCGCGUAGUUGAGGACAUCUUUGUUCAUGCUGACCCAACUCUCGGACCAGUUGCUAGCUCGGGCACUCCAGUUCAUGGUGAAGCCUUGGAGGACCAAGCUCUGCAAGCCAGCAUGAGGGAUGCUCUUGAAUCUUUGGCCUUUGUGAUUGAUCGAGUUGCUACAGAGAUUGCCUGCAAAUGCUCGGGAAGUGAGGAUGCACAUGGUUCUGCAAUGGCGAUACUGAACAUGCUUGCCCACUUCUCAUGGGAUGCAAAGUUGGUGAUAGUAUUAGCAGCUUUUGGCAUGAACUAUGGAGAGUUCUGGCUCAUCGCACAGAACUACUCCUCGAAUCAGCUAGCGAAAGCAGUGGCGAUCCUCAAGCAGUUGCCUGAGAUCUUAGAGCUUUCGAAUGCACAGAAACCGAGAUUCGAUGCUGUGAGAAGUGUCAUAAAAACAAUGCUGGACGUUGGCAAGUGUGUCAUUAAGUUUAAGGAACUGCCGUCUCAGUAUAUUACUUCUGAUGUUGAAGCACUAUCCACGGCUUUGUCUCAUAUACCCAUUGCUGUCUACUGGACAGCUCGAAGUGUUGUGGCUUGUGCAUCACAGAUCACUGGCCUCGUAGGACUAGGGCAUGGACACUUAGCGGCAACCACAGAAGCCUGGGAGCUGUCAAGCUUGGGUCACAAACUCAGCAACAUGUGCAGCCACCUUGAAGCUCAACUGGGGACUUGCUAUAAGCACAUUGAUGAAAAGAAAUUCAUGGAGUCUUAUCAGAGCCUUAUCCGUUUGUUUGAGACGACGCAAAUCGAUAACAUGAAGGUUCUCAAGGCAUUGAUUUAUGCAAAGGAUGAUCUGCAGCCUCUUGUCGAUGGUGCCACCAAGAAGAGGGCUCAUUUGGAUGUCCUACGGAGAAAAAUGGUGCUGCUUCUCAUAUCAGGCCUUGACAUCCUGCAAGAGGAGAUCGCUAUCCUCGAGCAGAUAUACAAUGAAGCUCGGAUCGAUCCAACGAGACAUGACAUUCAGUAUGAGGUUGUGUGGCUCCCGAUCCUCGACCCUGCUGUCCCAUGGACCGACGGUAAGCAGAAGCAGUUUGAGAGCCUGCAGGCAACCAUGCCUUGGUAUUCAGUGUACCAUCCAUCGAUUAUCAACCCUGCAGCGAUCAAGUUUGUGAAAGAAGAAUGGAACUUCGGGGAGAAGACUAUUCUCGUCGUGCUAGAUCCUCAAGUAAAGGUCAUGAGCCCAAAUGCACUGCACAUGAUGUGGAUCUGGGGGAGUGCAGCUUUCCCUUUCACCAUUGCUAGGGAGGAAGCCCUGUGGAAGGAAGAGAGUUGGAGGCUCGAGUUGUUGGUAGACGGCAUUGAUCCGACAAUUGUGCAAUGGAUGUCUGAAGAUAAGUACAUUUGCUUAUAUGGAGGCGAGGAUACAGAUUGGAUCCGCAAAUUCACCAGUGUGCUACAUGCAGUGGGGAACGCAGCAGGCAUCCCCCUGGAGAUGGUCUAUGUGGGCAAAAGCAACCCAAAAGAGCGAGUUCGUAAGAACAUAACGGCCAUAACAGCAGCUAACAUGAGCCACUGCUGGCAGGACUUGACCCUGGUAUGGUACUUCUGGGUUCGGAUCGAGAGCAUGUGGCACUCGAAGAACCAGCUCCAUAAAACGGUCGACAACGACCCCAUAAUGCAAGAGAUCAUGACAUUGCUUAGCUACGACGGCAGUGAUGAUGGAUGGGCCAUUCUCAGCAGAGGAUCAGGAGGAGACUUGGUCAGAGCCAAAGGAAGCACAUUUGUGACAUGCUUGACCGAGUUCUCAUCGUGGGAGAAGCAAGUUAAAGAAACAGGUUUCCUCCCAGCACUUAAGCAGCACCUCAUGGAGCUCCACAGCCCGCACCACUGCAACCGUCUCGUGCUUCCUGGCGCUGCAGCAAACGCGCCGGAGAGGGUGGUGUGCUCGGAGUGUGGCCGGGCUAUGGAGAAGUUCAUUAUGUAUCAGUGCUGCGAUGAGUAAACAGUGCGGGGCAUAGUACUAACUUAGCUCUUGUUUGAUAUAUGGUGCGUGAUCUUAUGCAAACAGCAAAUAUGAGUCUGUUUUUCAUGUAAAUUGCUGGUGUCAAAGGUACUGUUAUUGAGUUCAUCAUCAAAGUUGUAACUGAUUGUAUGGUCAUGUUUGUGAAACUGUACUGAGAUUGAAUAUAGAUAAGACUGCUGGUUCACUGAUUAACCGUAGAAUCGUGAUAAAACCAUCAUUAAAGUAUAAAUUCAUGUCAAACCGGUAAUUUGAAUGAAAUUUAUCAUAUUGAAAGUAUUGUUUGUGAAACUGUACUAGACAGUAUCAUAUCUUGGUGGGACAAUCUUUCUAUCAAUAUAAUAUUAUUUUGUUAUGUAACAAAUAAUUUAUUUUGUAUGAAUAUAAAGUAAAUAAUCAACUUUUUACUUCUGUAAA